CACUGUUUCAACACGCAAAAUUCAGGUGUGCAUCUCUGCGACAAGGGUUAUGAUGACUCUGCAGAAGGGUCAUUGGCAAGCGUUCAGUAGAGUUUUCGGCUGUGAUACUAGCCUCAUCAGUAUAUGCGGGUCGCAGCCAGCGUUGACAGGCACUGCCCGGUUAUGUUUACAUCUUGUCUGGACUACUCAAAUACCGGUUGUUAGAGAGUCUUCGGGCUCUGGACAUGUUCAAAUUGUGGCGCCGCCAGGCGGUACUCUGCGAUUUGAGGAACAGCGCCGCCAUAUAGCGGAAUUGCAAGAGCUAUGGAGACACAUCAAGGUGGACCUUCCCCCCCAGUUGUCUCGACGCCAUAUUGGUAUGAUCUCAAUUGGAGGGGUCAUAGGUACCGGCCUAUUUCUAGGAUCUGCGUCUGCUUUGCACAACGGCGGUCCUCUUGGAGCAUUGUUGGGAUAUGUUGUAGUGGGCUCUGUUGUGUUUGGUCUCUGUGUGUCCAUAGGAGAGAUGAUUGCUUUUCUGCCCAAUGUUGGAGGUCCAGUUGGUCUGGCUGAUCUCUAUGUGGAUCCUGCCCUAGGCUUUUCUCUGGGAUGGGCAAGUUGGUAUAACUGGACUGCAGAGAUCAGUGCAGCUACUGUAGUUGUAGGGUUUUGGACUAAGGCUAUCCCUCCUUGGAUACUUACAGCUCUAUUUCUCUUUAUGGCUACAGUUGUCAACUGCUUUCCUUCACAUGUCUAUGGAGAACUUGAGUUUUGGUUCUCAACAAUCAAAGUACUUACUAUUGUUAUAAUGAUUAUUGUCUCUCUUGUGUUAGAUAUUGUUCCAGGUCAAGAUGGAAGGUCACUUGGAUUUUCCAAUUGGCAAGAACCAUUUGCUCAAUAUCUCAGCCUUGAUGGUGCCAAGGGCAGAUUUCUUGGAUUUAUAUCUGUCUUAAUGCAAGCUGCCUUUUCAUUCUCUGGAUCUGAAGUACCUGGCAUUGCAGCAGGAGAAGUAAUUGAUGCAACUAGAAAUGUUCCCAGAGCUCUUUGCCGUGUAUGGAUUCGUAUAUGAGCUGUGUUCAAAUCUAAUGAGCUUUAGAAUACUUCUCAUCUAUACUUAGUGCAUUCUUCUAUAUUGGCAGUGUAUUUUUUGCUGGUCUUUUAGUCAAUGCCAAGAAUAAAGAACUAGGAAGUAA
Molecule: messenger RNA, 1169 nt
Organism: Somion occarium
Lineage: Eukaryota; Fungi; Basidiomycota; Agaricomycetes; Polyporales; Cerrenaceae
Source: the annotation of a GenBank genome assembly